Bemisia tabaci is the source of this 2889-nucleotide messenger RNA. The record is from RefSeq and is a predicted model, not a curated record. Lineage: Eukaryota; Metazoa; Arthropoda; Insecta; Hemiptera; Aleyrodidae.
CAGACAUAACGAAAAUGUAUAGAAUGAUAUUAAUCGCACCUGAAGAUAGAAGCUUGCAAAGAAUAUUAUGGAGAGAAAAUCCUAACGAUUCAGUUAAGGUUUUUGAGUUGAACACUGUAACGUACGGUACAGGUCCUGCUCCUUUCCUCGCUAUCAGGGCAUUGCAAGAAUCAGCAAAUAUUCAAGAAGAGAACUUGCCCAUAGGAGCUUAUCAUGUCAAAAAAUCGUUUUAUGUUGACGAUUUUUUGGGGAGAGCAGAUACGGUAGAAGAAGCAAGACAAGUUAAGAAAGAAGUUGAAGCAGUCACAUCCUCAAAUAAUUUCCUUUUAAGAAAAUGGGCGUCUAAUGACUCCACAAUUCUGAAGACAGGAGCUCAGCAAACCGAGCCUUUAUAUUUCAACGACAACAGAGAUAUUAAAGUGUUUGGAUUAGAGUGGCAUCCGGCAACAGACAUUUUCUGUUUCUCAGCAAGACACAAAGCAACUAGUGUGGUCACUAAGCGAAUAAUAUUAUCUGAAAUCUCCAAAUUAUUCGAUCCACUAGGAAUAGUCGGCUCAAUACUGGUAAGAGCGAAAAUGCUGAUUCAAGAUUUAUGGAAACUAAAACUAACUUGGGAUGAACCUGUACCUGAUGUUAUUAAAAAGAAAUGGAUGGAACUAGCAGACGAUCUAGCGAUGUUAACAGAAUUUUCAGUUCCAAGACAUGUGCAAAUCUCCAGGAGAACGAAAAAAUUAGUAUUUCAUGGAUUUGGUGAUGCGUCCAAAGGAGCAUAUGGAGCAUGCAUUUAUGUUGUAAGUUACAACGCUGAUUCGCCAACAUCUAUAUUACUCUGUUCAAAAUCACGAGUUGCCUCUUUGAAGUUGCUGACGAUACCUCGAUUAGAGCUAUUAGCAGCACUUUUAUUGGCAAGAUUAAUGAAAAGAGUGUUGUCGGCUGUAAACAAUCAUCCGCAUGAAAUUUUCUUAUGGUCAGAUUCUAUGGAUGUUCUGUAUUGGUUGCAAAAACCGCCAGACACCUGGCAUACGUUCGUGGCCAAUCGUGUCUCAGAAAUCCAAGCCUUUACAUCUGAAGUACAUGCAUCCUGGAAAUAUGUUCCAACCAAAGAAAAUCCAGCUGAUCUAAUAUCAAGAGGUGUUUCUUCAGCGAUGCUUAAAAAGUCUGAUCUAUGGAAGUCAGGCCCACACUGGCUUACGAGUGAUUCAAGGUUUUGGCCUAAGCAGUCCAUAAAUCCUCCAUCAAAUGGUCAAAGCGAAGAGAAAGUUGUACGAGUCUUUCUUGGAAUUCAGUCAUUUUUCUCAAGUUUAAAUGUCUUGCUGGAUAGAGUCUCUUCACUGUCAAAGCUGUUGCGAAUAGUGGCAUAUGUUUUAAGAUUUGUCAAUAAUGUUGGUCGAAAAAAUACAAAAAAUACAUCUCAGAUAUUAUUACCAGAGGAAUUGGAUAACGCUCAAGAUGUAUGUACAAAAUCAAUUCAGCAUCAAGUUUUCAAUCAAGAUAUCCAUGAUUUAAUGAGCCCACAAGGUGAACUGAGGGGUUCAAGCAGCAUAAAAACUUUAAAUCCGUUUAUGGACUCUAAAGGACUCCUGAGAGUUGGAGGAAGAUUGAAGAACUCUAAUCUGCCACUAGGAGAAAAACAUCCUGUUCUAUUGCCAGCACAUCAUAAAUUAACGGAACUUAUAAUUCGUGAAAAACACGAACGAUUAGGUCACGCUGCGCCUCAAGCGUUAUUAGCAAGUGUUAGACAGAGUUUCUGGCCGUUACAAGGGAAGCGAAUGGCACAAAAAAUUGCCGCAAGAUGCAUGACCUGUAUAAGGGCUAAACCCAAGCUGUCCUCCCAAAUGAUAGGUCAAUUGCCUUUAGAAAGAGUGGUUCCUGCGCCAGCGUUUACAUCAGGAGGUAUCGAUUUUGCUGGGCCAAUUAAGUUAAGAUCGUCACGUACUGCUAAAACGUCAAACAAAAAGGCAUAUCUGACACUGUUCGUCUGUUUUGUUACAAAAGCAGUGCACUUAGAACUUUGUCCUGACCUAUCCGCUGCAGGUUUUAUAGAUACGUUCAAAAGAUUUAUCUCCAGAAGAGGAAUACCCAGUCUUGUGUUCUCCGACAAUGCUAAAACCUUCGUUGCAGCUGAUUCUCACGUGCAAAGUUGUUUUGAUCAAUUUUUCAAAGAUUCAAGGGUAUUGAACUAUCUAGCUGUAGAGCGCAUAUAAAAUGGAGGUUUUCGCCACCAUACUCUCCUCACCAUGGUGGUCUCCAUGAAGCAGCAAUCAAGAGCUUUAAGUACCAUUUCAGAAGAAUUGUUUCCAACCACUUGCUAACGUAUGAUGAGGCUCAAACUAUUGUAACUCAAAUUGAGGCCAUAUUAAACUCAAGGCCACUAACUCCACUGUCAUCAAAUCCAAAUGAUCUAUCAGUCCUGACUCCUGGGCACUUCAUAAUUGGUAGACCAUUGACCAGCUUUCUUAGUAAUGCUAACUCUGCGUCACUGUCAGACACGGAAUUAGUCAAGAAGUAUUCUCAGCUCGGAAGAACAUUACAAUCAUUUUGGAACCGAUGGUCAACAGAAUACUUGCAAAAAUUGCAAGUUUUUCCAAAAUGGUACAAGAAAGAGAAACGUAUAAUGCCUGGAUCCCUUGUGCUAGUCAAGGUCAAGAACUUGCCCCCGCUGUGUUGGCCGUUUGCCAGAGUCCAUAAAGUGCAUCCAGGAAAAGAUGGGAUACCACGAGUGGUAACGCUUCGCACAAGCCAAGGAGACAUGAUUAGAGGAAUAACGGAACGAUGUGUCGUUCCUACUUUUGAGGAUACCUCAAAGGGGGGAGUGUGUUGAAACAGAUGCUAUGCUAAAUGGUCUCCGUGGCGACCACUUUUUCUCUUCAUCUUAACCUAAUAUAUAUG